Cyprinodon variegatus (sheepshead minnow) is the source of this 2364-nucleotide messenger RNA. RefSeq names its product mitochondrial glutamate carrier 1-like (gene slc25a22a). The transcript has 13 exons. The record is from RefSeq and is a predicted model, not a curated record. Bases 1128 to 2066 code for a protein of 312 amino acids. Gene Ontology annotation, molecular function: L-aspartate transmembrane transporter activity; L-glutamate transmembrane transporter activity. Lineage: Eukaryota; Metazoa; Chordata; Actinopteri; Cyprinodontiformes; Cyprinodontidae. Gene Ontology annotation, biological process: L-glutamate transmembrane transport; malate-aspartate shuttle; aspartate transmembrane transport.
UGUUCAUUUCUCUUUCAGGCUCUAAGCUUGGAGAACAGCUUAAACAUGGAGGAACAGCAGUAUCCUCCUCUGAACCUGGGCGACCCAGAGAGCGGUUACCUGACCGAAGCCAACCUGCUGUCCAUCUCUCUGCAGAUCGGACAGGACUGGCGUGUGAUUGGCAUUAACCUCGGGAUGAGCUAUGAAGAGUUGGACCGCAUACAGUACAAACACAGAGAUAACCUGGGUGCCUUGGUGCUGGACGUGCUGUUUCAUUGGGCCCGGGGACAGAGGAACGCGGGCCCCGGGUCGGUGUCCAGGCUUGUGGCGGCCAUGAUUGAAAGUGGGAGGAAGGAUCUGGCGGACGAGAUCGAGGACAUUGUCAGUCUGGGAAGGAGGAAAUAUUCGGAGUCACUGAGGAGAGUUGGUUUAGAGGCAGAGAGACUUCAGGAAGCCCAGCUUUAGACCAACCUGCUGGUUAAAACUGAGCCCAUCUUCCGCUGCUCUCUGACCAGCUGUCAUAAUGCUAUAAAAUUAAACAUCUUGUGUUUUUAUUUGUUCUUUUACUGCUGGAUGUUCAGUCUCAACCCCAAUAUUGCAGCUCUGGCCAUUUUUAUUUUUAUCCCCAAGGUCAUCAUGCAGUGAUGAAUCGUCAUGAUGACGUAGCCUCCCAUCCCCCAGCCCCUGACAGCUUCACAGCGCUUCUACCAUCUGGGUGUAAUUCCACUGCCUGCCAGCAGAGGGCGUCUGUAGAUUCUUCUCUAUGGUUCCCAGUCAGCCUCCCCCCCCCUCCCUGCCUGGCUGCUGCCUCCUUUCACUCCCACCUCCUCCUGCUUUCACUCCCACCUCCUCCCACCUCCUCCUCUGGACCCAGAUGCUAGUAUUUCCUCUGUUAGCUGCUGUCGGUGUCAGACAGAGAAACUGCAUCGAUUUUAGCCCCAAAUCAGCCCGGAGGCGCGAAGCGGCGGAAACGGCUGGAGGAGAGGAGCAGCAAAGGAGCUCAGAUCCAAAAGACUUUCUUGAAGUACCAGCAGCCUGAUCAACUGGGAAAACGAGGAGCGCUGCAGGUUAUCUCCGUUAGAACAACCAACCAUUAGAAAGCAGCAGCUCCAGGGUGAUCCGCUGACCGACGGGUUUCACUGCGAUCAAUGGCUGAUAAACAGAUCAGUUUGCCUGCCAAAUUGAUCAAUGGAGGGAUUGCUGGGAUCGUUGGAGUAACCUGCGUGUUUCCCAUUGACCUGGCGAAGACUCGCCUGCAGAACCAGCAGAAUGGAUCCCGCCUUUAUACCAGCAUGUCAGACUGCCUUAUUAAAACUAUUCGCUCUGAGGGUUAUUUUGGGAUGUACAGAGGAGCUGCGGUGAACCUAACCCUAGUCACUCCAGAGAAGGCCAUCAAAUUGGCUGCUAACGACUUCUUCAGGCACCACCUCUCCAAGGACGGAAAACUGACUCUGGUCAAAGAGAUGCUGGCUGGCUGCGGCGCCGGUACCUGCCAGGUCGUCAUAACAACUCCUAUGGAGAUGCUGAAAAUCCAGCUGCAGGAUGCUGGCAGGCUGGCCGCUCAGAGGAAGCUCAUGCCGGAAACGGUGGCGGCAGGAAGCGUGGAGAUAAAGUCUCCCACAGCCAUGCAGAUCACCAGACAGUUACUGAGGGAAAAGGGCAUCGCUGGACUCUAUAAGGGCCUGGGGGCCACGCUGCUCAGGGACGUCCCUUUCUCCAUCAUCUAUUUCCCUCUCUUUGCCAAUCUGAAUAACCUGGGGAAGAAAGGCGGCGAAGGCCCCGCUCCUUUCUACGUGUCGUUCGUGUCGGGCUGCGUCGCCGGGAGCACAGCAGCCGUCGCUGUCAACCCCGUCGAUGUAAUAAAGACCAGACUGCAGUCGCUGAACCGAGCGAGCACAGAAGACACGUACUCCGGAGUGACGGACUGCAUCAGGAAGAUCCUGCGUAACGAGGGUCCGUCUGCGUUCCUGAAGGGAGCCUACUGCCGCGCUCUGGUCAUCGCUCCUCUCUUUGGGAUCGCCCAGGUCGUGUACUUCCUGGGCGUGGGCGAAUAUAUCCUCAGCUUCCUGCCUAAAAAAGACAACUAAGUGGGAACAUCUGUUCUGCCUUUCCUCCCACGAUGCAUCACUUCAGCUCCAUCAUCUCCAUCCGAUUCUUAGACACCAUUUUUUGUUUUGUUUUUGUUGGAUUGAAUGUUUAAAAAGUUCAGGAGGGAGCUUUUAUUUUGCCAAGAUGCCUGAGGCAGCGCGCACGGUUCCAGUCGGCGGCGCCGCCACGGCGCCACGGCGGAGAUCAGAGGUCUGUAGUUAGAAGAUUUAAUUCACUUUUUAAUAUGAUUGUCAGAUUUAGCAGAUUAGACGUCCCGCCCUUUGCUGUUGAACAGAA